AUGUCCGAGCCGGCGUUGGAUUUCUGGAACGGUGCAGACAAUUGUUGGUUUUACGAUCCGUGGGUUUCCGCGUCGGAACAACCAGACUCGCGGAUGAAAGAAGCACUUCGACAGAGCACGUGGCACAAUAGACGACGAGUUUCCUCGUCUAUCUCCUCGCCGUCUCUCACCUCUUCGUUUUCGUCUGGGUUCACCCUGUCGGGCAACGGCUUUCCCGACCCGGCAUCCAAUAUUUCUGCCGCUAUCGCGUUCGAUGGGGGCCGGGCGAUUGCGCAACUUCUUUACGAAUUCUUCCGCUUUUAUGCCUACGAGUUCAACCCCUAUUCUCAUGUCAUUUCACUUCGUUAUAACUCGCCGCCUCCUCCUCUGCCAGUUGCAAAGACUAAGGUCGACGUUUGUGCGUGGUCACCCAACGGGUCUGUCGAGGAGAGAGUGAAAAAGGAAAUCUGCUGGUGGACGUGGGAACCCCAGGAAAGAGGAUCAACAUUGAAAGCCCGUUUACCCAUCGGACUGUGUCGUCCUUUUGGGUCAGGGUUUUCAGAACCUCAGGGUAUUUUUCUUCGAAAAAUUGAUCUGGCUCUUUGGAUGGGGAAUCCCAGGGUACCUGUACAUCGCCAUCAAUGGAAGUUGAUGGAUUUCUUACCUGGUCAACUCCUGCCACGUCAGCAUCAAGAAGUUCGAAGAAAUAAUCGACGCCUGACUGUAAAGAGAGAAGUAUCCUCGCCACUUUCUAGUGACACGCACAAGUUCUUACUUGGACUUGCCGCCAAGCUUAUCGGUCCAGCCAUCGAGGACGAAGAAACGCCACCAUCUCAUGUCUUUCAACAGCGCCAGUGGAUUCAAGACUGGGAACGAGUCAAAGAUGAUCACAGAAAGACCUUUCUGAAGAAGUACGCUGCUGCCGGCAGGAAGAUGGAUGUUUUGCAAUUUGACACGUUUGUCGUGGAAGAUCCGUUUCGAGAACUGGAGUUGCUCCAGCCGAAGUUCGAGAAACAGGAUCGUCUAUGCUAUGAAUUAAAGAGAGCGACGCAUCUACUGGCUGCUGCAGCGAGCGAAGAGGAUAACGGAGGUGAUAGAGCUAACGAAGCGAAAAUAAGAAACGCACAAAACGUGGUGGAGGCACUGUUCAGACCUUUUGACCCUGUAGUAGAAAGUGACAUGCUUCGUUUGACAUCAGAUGCAACCCGUUUCAUGCGGGAAGAACUUGAAGCUCUGACUGAACCUGAUAAAGAAAAGGAAGAAGCCGGUCUACUCGUUCCGUCAUUCUCCGAGAGAUAAACGAAAAAAGAGAACUCGUUUCCCUUCUGUUUCCGCUGAUACCUUCCACGCCUCCCGUUGUCAAGCACGAUACUCCACUCUGCCUAUUCCAUGUGACUCCUCUUUUCUGUCCUUGAUGUGACAAUGCCGGAACCUCAAAGUCGAUAAUUUUACCGGAG
Toxoplasma gondii ME49 is the source of this 1436-nucleotide messenger RNA. RefSeq lists its product as hypothetical. The record is from RefSeq and is a predicted model, not a curated record. Bases 1 to 1278 code for a protein of 425 amino acids. The transcript is spliced from 2 exons. Lineage: Eukaryota; Apicomplexa; Conoidasida; Eucoccidiorida; Sarcocystidae.